UCUGUUCUCUUUUCCCUCUUUAUCUCACAUUUGUUCAGAUCCGAAGAGAUGGUAUAAUUUUGCUCUAUAGAAGGUUUAGGUUAAAGAUUGGUUGCGGCGGCGGCGGUGGUAACGGUGAUGAAGAAGAAGAGAGAGAAAAUGGAGUUACAAAUUUAAGUAAGAAGCGAGUGUACUCCGGCAAGUAACUUCGACUAAUCGGUUAUUUUCCUUUUCAUACGAACAAUCAUCAUGUACGGACAUUGACAUUGACGCCAUGAAUUUGUUGUCAACAGACACACUAGUAACGUGGAAUUGAAGUGAAUUUGGAACAGAACGACUUGUUGAAACUGAAAAGGCUGUAAAUGCAAGUGCUUUUAAGCGAGACUGCGAGUCAUUAAUGUGUCACAGAGUAGGCUUUUUUUGGUUAUAGGAUUUGAUUGAAGAGGAGGGGAUUGAUGAAGCUGUGUUAUAAUUACACUCUCUGUCUAAAUGAAGGCACAGUCUGCAGUUGUUGAGGCUUUAAUUGUUUGCUUCCGAAUUAAUUGUCCGAUCAACUUGCGUACAAGACAUGCUUUGGAUCAGCUUUUUCUCGUUUUAAUUUCUCUCUUUGUAAAUUUAAAACCUGCUGAAGAAGUAGGAGGUGUUUCAAAAUUGUCAUUUGUAGUUAUUACCAAAGGAAACCAUCUAUAAGAAGAAAGGAAGUAGCUUUUGCAGGACAGGUAAAAUGAAGGAGGCGAUAGAGAAGUGUGUGGACUCUCAGCUAUGGCACGCCUGUGCAGGAAGCAUGGUGCAAAUUCCUCCAUUAAACUCCAACAUCUUCUAUUUCCCACAAGGCCAUGCUGAGCAUACAUCUACAGAUGUUGAUUUCACUGCUCUGCCGAGAAUUUCUGCUAUGAUUCUAUGCAGGGUCAAUGCUGUAAAAUUCUUAGCUGACCCUGAAACUGAUGAGAUUUAUGCCAAGAUUAUGCUUAUUCCGGUUGAAAACAAGAACCAUGACUUUGAAAAUGACACUGUUUUAGGAAGCAGUGCGGUUGAAACAACUGAGAAGCCUAGUUCGUUCGCCAAGACGUUGACUCAAUCGGAUGCAAAUAACGGGGGUGGUUUUUCAGUUCCUAGGUACUGUGCAGAGACAAUUUUCCCGAGGUUGGAUUUUACAGCUGAGCCUCCUGUCCAGACUGUGAUCGCGAAGGAUGUUCAUGGUGCAAUCUGGAAGUUCAGGCACAUCUAUAGGGGCACGCCACGGAGGCAUUUGUUGACAACUGGUUGGAGUUCAUUUGUGAAUCAGAAGAAGCUGGUUGCAGGGGACUCUGUUGUGUUUCUGAGGGCAGAAAAUGGUGAUCUUUGUGUUGGAAUUCGCAGGGUAAAGCGGGGUGGUAUUGGUGGGAUGGAACUGAAUUCUUCUGGUGGGAGAUUUAGAGAUAAGGGACAAGUGAGCCCUGAAUCAGUUGUUAAGGCUGCAUAUCUCGCUGCUAGUGGCCAGCGUUUUGAAAUUGUUUAUUACCCUCGUGCAAGCUCUCCUGAAUUUUGUGUUAGGGCGUCUUCUGUGAAUGCUGCAAUGAACGUUCAAUGGUGCUCAGGGAUGAGGUUCAAAAUGGCUUUUGAAACCGAGGAUUCUUCUCGGAUCAGCUGGUUCAUGGGAAGUAUAUCAUCGGUUCAGGUUGCUGACCCCAUCCGCUGGCCUCAUUCACCUUGGCGGCUUCUUCAGGUGACAUGGGAUGAACCAGAUUUACUGCAAAAUGUAAAACAUGUCAGCCCAUGGCUUGUCGAAUUGGUCUCUAAUAUGCCCGUCAUUCACUUAUCACACUUCUCACCACCAAGGAAAAAGUUGUGUUUACCGCAAGAUUUUGCACUUGACAGUCAAUUUCCAUUACCUUCAUUUUUGGGCAACCCCCUCAGGUCCAGCAGUCCUUUUUGUUGUCUAUCUGACAACAUCACUGCAGGCAUACAGGGAGCCAGGCAUGCUCAGUUUGGAGUACCUUUAUUGGAUCUCCAACUUAGCAAAAAAAUUCAGUUGGGACUGCUACCACCCGUUUCCCAACCACUCGAUGCUGAUUCUAGAAUUCCUAAUGGCAUCAGUAAGGUCCAAAAAGAGAGCAACGAAAACAUAUCUUGCUUGCUUACCAUGGGUAGUUCUAGUCAGAUGUUGGAUAAAGCUGAUAAUUUGAAAACACCUCGGUUUUUACUCUUUGGCCAACCAAUUCUCACUGAGCAGCAAAUGUCAAGUGGCCGCUCUACUAAUGUUCCUCCACAAGUCCAAACAAAAAGAGACUCCUCCGGUGAGGCACAAAUGGAAACUGAAAGAAUUUCUCUUGGCUGGAAAGGCCUUUCAGAAAGUCUAUCAAACGCUACAUUACUUUGGAAUAAAGGUUAUCACGCAGCUGAACUUGGCAUGAGUACUGGUCACUGCAAAGUAUUCCUAGAUUCGGAGGAUGUAGGACAUGCCCUUGAUAUCUCAGUUUUAAGAUCAUAUGAAGAGGUGUAUAAAAAACUUGCAGACAUUUUUGGAUUAGAAAGAUUAGAUAUGAUGACACGUGUACUCUAUAUAGAUGCAACAGGUGCAUCUAGACAAAUUGGAGAUGCACCAUUCAGUGACUUUGUGAAGACUGCAAAAAGACUGACAAUUCUGAAGAAUCCUGACAACAGUGCUGCAAGGAAAUGGCUCACCGAUCUGCCAACUGCUGAAGGUUGUCUAGAUUCUUCAAACCAGGCAGGAUCCCUUAGCAUCUUUGCGUAAAUUAGCUUUUAUUACCUCUGGUUGUUUCUAAGAAAUCAUAGACUGCCAUUUGUAGUGUGAAAGGACACUACUAAUGGAACAUGGAUAUGUUUUAAGGAUGUCUCCGUUUUCUUUAUGUUGGGAAUAAUGUGACGGUUGUUCUGUUUACCACAUCUUGCUAAGCUGUAGCCACAUGUUUGUUAGUGGUAUUAUCAAAGACAACAAAAUUUAUUCAUGUGAAGACAUGUUUAUGUAUUUCUUCCAUAUCA
Messenger RNA from Nicotiana tabacum (common tobacco), 2961 nucleotides. RefSeq names its product auxin response factor 18. Gene Ontology annotation, molecular function: DNA binding. Gene Ontology annotation, cellular component: nucleus. The record is from RefSeq and is a predicted model, not a curated record. Lineage: Eukaryota; Viridiplantae; Streptophyta; Magnoliopsida; Solanales; Solanaceae. Gene Ontology annotation, biological process: regulation of DNA-templated transcription; response to hormone.